UAUUUGUAAACAAAAAAAAUGAAAACCAUAUAUUCUAUCUCUUCUACUUCAGUGAUGAAUUACCUUGUGUUGGUUUAUCACAAAUAAACCUAGUAAAGUACAUAGAGGUUUGUGGUUGUAAUGUGACAAAAUGAGUUUAAGCUUAAGAAGCAUAAAUACUUUUCCAAUUUGCACCUUUGCAUGUCUACCACUGUGCCUCACAAGUAUAGAGCUCUCGCCACUCCUCGGUCUGGAAUGAAGUUUAGCUUGAUCCAACCUCAUGUCCCUUCCGGCUUCCUGUUUUUAACAACGUUUAUUGUUCUGUCAGCUCACAGAGAGCUUUAAACUGUGAUGUGAACAGGUCGUAUUUUACUCAGGCAAAUAUGGCUCAUGUGCGAACUCCUAGGGAUGAAGAUAAAUUUUUCUGUCCGAUCUGUCUGGACCUGUUGAAGGAUCCGGUGACGAUUCCUUGUGGGCACAACUACUGCAUGCGAUGUAUUCAACGCUGUUGGGAUGAAAAGGAUCAGAGUAAAAAUUACAGCUGUCCUCAGUGCAGAAAGAAUUAUAAAGCCAGGCCUGAUCUGGCAAAAAACAUAAUUUUAGCAGAAGCAAUGGAGCAACUUGUAAGGAGCCGAUCCGAUCCUGAUCUCGGUUCCUCUUCUGAAUGUGACGAUAUGGAUUUAGGUGCAAGAACCAAGCGUAAAUCCGCUGAAAAGAUCCAGAAGAGCAUCUGCUCCUAUCACAAGGAAGUGAUGAAGUUAUUCUGCCGCACUCAUCAGAGGUGUAUCUGUUGUCUCUGCUCAGUAGAGGACCAUAAAGGUGAUGACAUAGUUUCAGCUGAAACAGAGAGGAUUGGGAGGCAGAGAGAGCUUCAUUUGAACCUCCAGAAGAUACAGCAGAAAAUCAAAGACAGAGCAGAGGACAUUAGGAUGCUUCAGCAGGAGAUAGGGACUUUUAAUGCCUGUGCUGAGGAGGCAAUGAGGAGAAGCAGUGAGACUUUUGCUGAGUUGAUCAAGCUGUUGGAGAAAAGAAGCUCAGAUGUGAAGCAGCAGAUCAGGAAGCAGCAGAAAACUGCUGUGAGUCAGAUCAAAGAGUACGAAGGAAGGUUAGAGAAGGAGAUCUCUGAGCUCAGAAGGAGAGCUGUGGAGCUCCAGCAGCUGUCUUACACAGAUGAUCACACUCACUUCCUGCACAGUCUCUCCAUGCUGGGAAAACCCAAUGACUCCAUGGAUUCACUCAAACUGAAAAAACAUCCUCUGUGUUACUUCAGGGAUAUGACAGCAGCAGUGACUGAGGCUGGAGAAAAGCUGAAACACAUUGUUCAUGAGGAAACCACAAAGACAUCAGUGAUACAGACAGAGCUGAAUGUGGUGGUGUCACCAGCUGAGCCCAAGACCAGAGCUGAAUUCCUACAACAUUCACAUUCGGUCAGCCUGGACCCAAACACGGCUCACAGAAAACUGCUUUUAUCUCUAGGAAACAAGAGAGUCACACGUGCUAAAAAAGACAUAAGCUCUCUUCACCCUGACAGAUUCACAAAGUGGUUCCAGGCUCUGAGCACAGAGAGCUUUACUGGCUGCAGUUACUGGGAGGUGAAGUGGACUGGAAGAGUUACAGUAGCUGUAGCAUACGGAUGUAUGAGCAGAACAGGAAGGGGGAGUGAAUUUGGCAACAACAGGGAGUCCUGGGCCCUGGACUGCUACAGAGACUGUUUUGUAUUCAGACACGAUGGAACAGAAACAUGUUUAUCAGGUCCUCAGUCUUCCACAGUGGGGGUGUACCUGGAUCACACAGCAGGGAGCCUGUCCUUUUUCAGCAUCUCUGACAGCAUGGCUCUCCUCCGCAGAGUCCAGACCACAUUCACUCAGCCCUUACAUGCUGGGCUUUGGGUCGGUGUUUGUGAUGAAUCUGCUGCUGAGUUCUGCUAAUAGCUUUGACUAGAGAUCCGGUCCGGUUGUUGUUUUCAUCUGUGUUGGUCAGCAAACUCUCCUCC
This is a messenger RNA of Girardinichthys multiradiatus, 1972 nucleotides long. Its product is annotated as tripartite motif-containing protein 65-like. NCBI's taxonomy places the organism in Eukaryota, Metazoa, Chordata, Actinopteri, Cyprinodontiformes, Goodeidae. The transcript has a single exon. Gene Ontology annotation, molecular function: zinc ion binding; protein binding. The record is from RefSeq and is a predicted model, not a curated record. The coding region runs from base 363 to 1907 and encodes 514 amino acids.